This is a messenger RNA of Phasianus colchicus (ring-necked pheasant), 1652 nucleotides long. RefSeq names its product ZFP36 like 2 zinc finger CCCH-type (gene ZFP36L2). NCBI's taxonomy places the organism in Eukaryota, Metazoa, Chordata, Aves, Galliformes, Phasianidae. Gene Ontology annotation, molecular function: mRNA binding; metal ion binding. The record is from RefSeq and is a predicted model, not a curated record.
GCCCCCUCCCGUCUCGUCGUGGCUUUUCCAAACCCUCCGAGGAGAGCGGGAUCGUUCGGUCCUUCCUGUAUUUCCGACCAUUACAGGAUCUAGAGAUGUCUACGACGCUGUUAUCUGCCUUCUACGACAUCGACUUCUUGUGCAAGACGGAGAAGUCGCUGACCAACCUCAGCAGCAUGCUGGACAAGAAGGCCGUGGGCACCCCGGUCGCCUCCUCCGGCUCCAGCUUCGCGCCGGGCUUCCUGCGGCGGCACUCGACCAGCAACCUGCCGGCCCUGGCCGCCGGCGCCAAGUUCCCCAGCCCCGCCGGCUCCAGCUCGUCCUCCUCCUCCUCGUCCUCGUCCUCCUCCUCGUUCGGCGGCCUGAAGGAGCCGGGCUCCGGCGGCGGGGGCGGCGGCGGCGGCAGCCCCACGGCCCUGCUGAACAAGGAGAACAAGUUCCGGGACCGCUCCUUCAGCGAGAACGGCGAGCGCAGCCAGCACCUGAUGCAGCAGCUCCAGCAGCAGCAGGCGGCGGCCGGCAAGGGUGGCGGCUCGGGGGGCGGCGGGGCGCCCAUCAACUCCACGCGCUACAAGACGGAGCUGUGCCGCCCCUUCGAGGAGAGCGGCGCCUGCAAGUACGGCGAGAAGUGCCAGUUCGCCCACGGCUUCCACGAGCUGCGCAGCCUCACCCGCCACCCCAAGUACAAGACCGAGCUCUGCCGCACCUUCCACACCAUCGGCUUCUGCCCCUACGGCCCGCGCUGCCACUUCAUCCACAACGCCGACGAGCGCCGCCCGGCGCCCGGCGGGGGCACGGCCGCCGCCCCCCCGCCCUCGGCCGCCGCGCCGCAUCAGCACCACCACCACCACCACCACGCGGCCCCGCACCCCGCCGGCAGCACCGGCGACCUCCGCGCCUUCGCGCCCCGCGAGCACCCGCUGGGCGGCGGCUUCGGGCACCCGCGCGGCGGCGGCGGGGAGCGGCCCAAGCUGCACCACAGCCUCAGCUUCUCCGGCUUCUCCGCCCACCACCACCACCAACACCACCCCCCGCACCCGCACGGCGCCGCCCCGCCGCCGCCGCCCGGCGGCCGCUUGGAGGCCGCGCUGCUGGAGAGCCCCGGCGGCUCCCGCACGCCGCCGCCGCCCGCCUCCGCCUCGUACUGCGAGGAGCUGCUCUCUCCGCCCUGCGCCAACAACGCCUUCGCCUUCUCGGGCCAGGAGCUGGGCAGCCUGAUCGCGCCGCUCGCCCUGCACACGCCCGGCUUCGCCGCCGCGGCCGCCGUGGCCGCCGCCGCCUACUACCGCUGCCAGCAGCAGCAGCCGCCGCCGCCGCCCGGGGGCUGCCCGCCGCCCCCCGCCUCGCCGCCCUUCAGCUUCCAGCCCCUGCGCCGCCUCUCCGAGUCGCCCGUGUUCGACGCGCCGCCCAGCCCGCCGGACUCGCUCUCGGACCGCGAGAGCUACCUGAGCGGCUCGCUCAGCUCCGGCUCGCUCAGCGGCUCCGAGUCGCCCGGCCUGGACUCGGGCCGCCGCCUGCCCAUCUUCAGCCGCCUGUCCAUCUCCGACGACUGAAGGAUGGAUGGAAGGAAAGAAGGAAGGGGCCGCGGGCGGUGGGGCGCGGGGAGCGAGCCGGCCCCCCUCUCUAUUUGUCUGUUGUCGUUUUUUUUUUUU